Rhipicephalus microplus (southern cattle tick) is the source of this 3250-nucleotide messenger RNA. RefSeq lists its product as uncharacterized. The record is from RefSeq and is a predicted model, not a curated record. Gene Ontology annotation, molecular function: protein binding. NCBI's taxonomy places the organism in Eukaryota, Metazoa, Arthropoda, Arachnida, Ixodida, Ixodidae. Gene Ontology annotation, cellular component: NuA4 histone acetyltransferase complex.
CUCUACUUGGCGUACACCACGCAGCAGUACAAGAUGGCGUCUUCAACAAACCGUCACCCGAAAGAAACUGCUACAGAUACAUGGUCUACGCGCGAACGGCUGUGUUUGGCGUCAUCGGUGUUAAGAAGCGGAGAUCAGAAUUGGGUGUCCGUAAGCAGAGCGAUACGGCCUUUGGGCGAGGCUAAUCGACCGAACGAUUGGUUUUCCCAAAAGAAUUGUGCUCUGCAGUAUGCCGAUCUUUUGAAGACAGUGGAGUCUCCCAAGAGAAAGCGAGGAGAUCGCGGUGACUUGGACACCCCCGGUGACUUAAUCGUCCGAAAUCUUACUUUGGAGCGCAUUGAAGAACUGAAGAAACUGAUCGAAGAAGAAAAGCAACAACAUAAGCAACUUCAAGAAGACAUUCAGCUUAUAUUGUCUGGAUCAGUGGAUGACGAUCUGGUGAAGCUGCUGCAGGACAUCGAGGCUGAGGAUGUGCCUGGAGAUACCAUUGACCGGGAGCUCGAAAACUUGUCUGACUGUGAGCUAGAGCUAGAGGUACUCAAGGCUGAUGUACAACCACCUUCAUGCUCGAAGACAGUCCCAAGUAGUUCCAUGCAAGAGAUGCAGCGGAACAGCUCACAAUCUGAACAUAGUGAGCCAGACAGCAUGGUUGGAUCUCCAAUCUGCAUUGAGGUGGAGGACCCUCUGACUCCACAAGUCCAGGAAAUACCAGAAGUGGAGAGGCCGUGCACACCACAACCCAAAGUGGUUUCGCCUUUGCCACAUGUGACGUCCUGUACCCCUCCAACACCACCUGCGGUCUCAACAUCACUGUUAACCUCAUUGCUCAAGUCCCCCACUCCAUCUAGUCCAGUGUCAUCUGUUACGGGUCUCCGCUCCUUGACGCCAUUUCCAGUGCAUCAACUCAAAGAGCAAAGCAGUCCCCGGUCACAUCUGACUCCAUCAUUUUUCAAUCAAUCAGCUGCGCGACAGCUGGCCACAUGCACUCUGUCUCCAUGCACAUCGUCAACUACAGUUCAACGUUUUUCACCCACAUCCACAACUGCUGAUGGAGUUUUACGCUCAUCAAUUCUUCAGAUGUCUCCCCAUUCUGCCACAUCAUCCGCCCCAACGCUAUCCAAGCUGCUGGAAUUGCCCCCUAGCACUCCUGGGGGCUGCCUUCCUUCACUACCAUUCCUGACUACAUCACCAGCAGUGUUGUCACCAGUUGCUAGUCAAGUGACCACUUUCUCGCCCCUGGAGAGCAGCAACAGCAUAGAUACCACAUCUGAUGAUACCAAGUUUACCGCUGAUGAUGCCAAGUUUACCGCUGAUGGUGCCAAGUUUACCGCUGAGGAUGCUAAGUUUACUGCUGAUGAUGCCAGGUUGACCGCUGAUGAUGCGAAGUUUACCGCUGAUGAUGCCAAGUUUACCGCUGGUGAAGCCAUGUUGACCGCUGAUGAUGCCCGGUUGCCUGUUGGUGAUGUCAUGUUGACCUCUGAUGCCAUGUUGACCGCUGAUGAUGCCAGGUUGACCGCUGAUGAUGCCAGGUUGACCGCUGAUGAUGCCAGGUUGACCGCUGAUAAUGCCAGGUUGACCACUGAUAAUGCCAGUGUACCAGGCUUGGUGUUGUCCCCUGUCAAGCAGACUGUGGAAGGCAUGACAACGCCACUGGUCAGUGAGCCUUCUGAAACACCUUGCGAAGUUCCAGUAGUUGAGACGGUGGAGUCCCAACCAGAGCCAUUGCCUGCUCCAUCCCUUGCUCCUGAGGAGCCUAUGGAGAUCAUUGAAGACGUCCCUGAGGAUGUGCCACCCAGAGAAAUGGAAGCUAAAGUUGAGUCUAAGGAAGAAGUCUUGGAGGAAGAUGUUGAUCGGACAGUCUCCCCAGCUGAAGGAGAGCCUGUGAUGGAGACAGUGGCGUCAGAGGAAAUGGUCGCUGAGGCAGUUAUUGAGGACUCUCUCUCAUCCAGCAUCAUUGUGGAUGACGACAAAGAAAGUGUCCAGUUGGAGCCUGAACAUGGCACAUGCGCUGAGCAGGAGACAAAGCCUGAGAGCGAGGUCAACAAGGAGGCCGUAGAGGCCCCUGUGGAAGAGGCUUGCUUGGAAUCUGGAUCAAAGGACAAGGAUGACAGAGAUGAAAAGGAUGACAUGGAUUACCAGCCUGCAGCUGAUGAGUCCGACUCGGCCAAAGAUGCUGCGAAAUCCGAUGCAAAUAAUGAUGAGGCUCCACUAGAAUCUCCUGAUGUACUGUCAAAGAAGGAUGAACAGACAUCAGAAGACGAUCUGCAGGAAGAUCCUCAGCUUACAGCUCAUGAAGAUGAUGAUGAUGCAGAAGAAUCUAAAGAUGCCUGGGCCCCUGGAACAGUCAGCUCACCAUCACCAGGUGAAGAGACCAUGUAUGACACACGGAGUGAAGACGAUGGCGAUGAUAAGUUGAAGGAUGACAAGUCAUCUAUAGAUGAUGCAAGAACAAAGACGCCCGAGACACCCAGUGGCACUGAGCCAGACAUGAAAGAUGAUGCCUCGCAGCAUAUGGAGUCGGGCACUGAAGAUGGCUCUGGAGAUUUGAGUAAACAUUUGCUUGGCUCUGUUGGGGAUUCUGUUCCGAAUAGCCCAGCAUCUGUGCUGCAGGGGGAGGAUUCUGAGGUUGUUAGAGACUACAAGGUAUGGAAGAAAGCUAUUAUGUUGGUCUGGAGAGCAGCAGCAAACCACAAAUUUGCAAAUGUGUUCUUACACCCAGUCACAGAGGAAAUGGCCCCUGGUUAUCAUAGCAUCGUACACAGACCAAUGGAUUUGUUGACAAUCAAGAAAAACAUAGAAAAUGGCUGCAUCAGAACAACCUUGGAGUUCCAGCGUGACAUGAUGCUUAUGUUUCAAAAUGCCAUCAUGUACAACAAUUCUGAUCACGAUGUCUUUCACAUGGCUAUUGAAAUGCGCAAGGAGGUCAUGAGACACAUACAGGACUUUCUCGCAACCCAGUUGAUGGUGCAAACCACAGAGACCAAAAUCCUGCGUGGCCGUGACGGACGAGAAAGGAAAGUGGAAUAUAGCUUGGAUGACAAGGAAGGAGAAGCACUCAAUUAGGCCAGACGCCUGGGCUGAUGGCCUUCCAGGGUUGAAAAUAUAGUGCAGAAGAAAUGGUACUACUUGACCAGCUGACUUAUGGACAAUACUCUACUACUGGGCAAUGAACUGCAUCAAACAGGAUACAAAGAAUGCAGACUUUUUUAAAUUAACUAAUAAAUGAACUCUUCUUGCCAAUACUACUCCA